Molecule: messenger RNA, 1053 nt
Organism: Meira miltonrushii
Lineage: Eukaryota; Fungi; Basidiomycota; Exobasidiomycetes; Exobasidiales; Brachybasidiaceae
Product: DUF858-domain-containing protein
Exons: 1
Coding region: 1-1053 (350 amino acids)
Biological process (GO): N-terminal protein amino acid methylation
Cellular component (GO): cytoplasm
Molecular function (GO): N-terminal protein N-methyltransferase activity
Source: RefSeq, a predicted model, not a curated record
AUGACAACAUUUGUUCCAACAUUCCAUCGAAAUCCAGAUGUGGAAAGAGGUGUAAACUACUGGCAAAGCGUUCCUGCUACGGUAGAUGGUGUUUUAGGAGGUUUUGGAAAUGGAACGUUGCCAAUCGUUGAUGCACAAGGUUCAAGAACGUUUUUGUUGGAAAUGCUACCAAGACUUUCAGCAAUCGCACCUGCCUCUGCUUCAUCCUCUUCAGAUAAUGCAGUCUCGAAUUGGUUAGCAGAGAGAAUCAAAGAACGUGGAGGGCCAGGAAGAGCGGUAACACGAGCAUUGGAUUGUGGAGCGGGCGUUGGAAGGGUGACGAGAGAUGUAUUGAGUAGAUUGGUAGAUAUCGUUCAUAUCGUUGAACCUGUUGAAUCAUUUCUUGAUGCGGCAAAGAAACAAUCUUCUUCUUGGCCAAGUAUGAACUUACCUCCAAGCAAGACAGCUUUCAAGGCUCGGAAAGCAGUUCAUUUUCGUUUGAGCACUCUGCAAGCUUUUGAUCCUGCUAAACCUUACUCGUCUUCCAUCUCUUCAAAUUCGAAAUUAUCAACAAAGAGAGUCAAACUACAAGCGGGUUCAACGGAAUCACUCUAUGAACCCACACUAUCGAUUGGAGACGAAGGAGAAGAUGCAACCAGCUCGCCCGGAGCACUUGAAGCUGUUUCAAAACAAGAGCCAAUCGAAUACGAUGUCAUUUGGGGUCAAUGGUGUUUGCAACAUUUAUCAGAUAAAGAUUUGAUUGCAUUUUUAGAGAGAGCAAAAGCAUGUCUACGAAAGCCAACAACAUCAAACAAAGAAUCUUCAACAAAUGCAAUUUUAGACGGAUCAGGAAUUAUCGUAGUGAAAGAAAACGUUUUACGUGCAACCGAAGAUGGAUCUGAAGAAGUUUGGUAUGAUGAUCAAGAUCAUUCAAUCACUCGAACGCCAAACGCAUACGAACGUGUUUUCCGUCAAGCAGGAUUAGAAGUCGUCAAGACGCAAUUACAACUCGGUUUACCAGAAGAAUUAUUACCGGUACAAAUAUGGUGUUUGCGUAUUCCAUCUUCAACCUAA